Molecule: messenger RNA, 817 nt
Organism: Phalaenopsis equestris
Lineage: Eukaryota; Viridiplantae; Streptophyta; Magnoliopsida; Asparagales; Orchidaceae
Exons: 6
Coding region: 36-683 (215 amino acids)
Source: RefSeq, a predicted model, not a curated record
AUAGCGUUUUUUUUUUCAUCCUCUCUUCCUCUUUAAUGUCACUCUCCUCGAGCAGAAAUUUCUUCAUUCGAUCCCAGUUGUACUGUAAAAUUCAUACAAGAGCUAGGGUUUUUAACACGAAUCGAGCGAUGGACUUCCAGCCAAGCGCGGGGCAGCAAUCAAAGGAGUUCAAAGAGCACGAAUCCCUAAACAUCGAUGAGAUUUCCGAGCGCAUCAUUCCUCAUCUUAUCAACCUGUAUGGAUCGCGCGCGACUGCUAAAGACUUUGAAAUCUAUGCUUCGGAAGCCAGAUUUGAGGACCCUCUUACUUGUGCUCAUGGAGUAAAGCAGAUCAAGUCGGCCUUCUAUGCUCUUCCCAAGUUAUUCAGCAAGUCUGAAAUUGUAGAAUACACUCUAAAAGCAAAUUCUACCGCACCAGGAAAUGUUGAGGUUUUAAUUGAUAACAAACAACACUACAAAAUAUUUGGAAAAGAUGUGGAUUUAGCAAGUCUUAUCAAGUUGAAGAUGGAUCAAGGAAAAAUUGUCCGCCAUGAAGAUUGGUGGGAUAAGAAGCCACUGAAGAACAGAGAGACUGUGCAGCUGCCGUUAGUUGGCCGUCUUGCCGAAAUCAGCAGGAGGGGUAUGAUGCUUUUAACACACGUUUUAAUGGGUUUUGGGAAGGAUCCAAAGAAUCAUACUGAAUGAUUUGCUGUUUAUGGUGAACUUAAAAUGGUAUGAUUUCUAUCAGUUCAUGUAUUAUAUUGAUAUUAACUGUUAAACGCUAAAUAGUUAUUUUCUUGUAAGCUUUCUUGAAAUAAUUAUGUGAUGUUUGUUCACAA